Messenger RNA from Sitodiplosis mosellana (orange wheat blossom midge), 905 nucleotides. Its product is annotated as endocuticle structural glycoprotein SgAbd-2-like. The record is from RefSeq and is a predicted model, not a curated record. Bases 217 to 609 code for a protein of 130 amino acids. The transcript has 7 exons. Gene Ontology annotation, cellular component: chitin-based extracellular matrix. Gene Ontology annotation, molecular function: structural constituent of chitin-based larval cuticle. Lineage: Eukaryota; Metazoa; Arthropoda; Insecta; Diptera; Cecidomyiidae.
CAGACAGCUAACAAUCGUCAUAUCGUCUGUACCGUGUACAACAUAAACGAUAAGGGAAUUUAGCAACGAGAAAGAAAAUUUACGCCGAAUUUUCCCGUGUGUUGUUACCAAGUUUGAAAAUCAAUUUUUCACUAUUUCACGAUUUUGAGAGUCGCAUUCGAAGCAUUUGUGUUUGUGUUCUUGCUGUGUGGUGUAUUUUGACAAAAAAUAUAUACGAUGAAAUUCAUUAUACUUGCCAUUUUUGCUGUCAUUACGCUCGCUAAUGCACAAAUACGCCCAAUUUUGCAAUCAAGAGACCGAGAUGCAAUCAUUUUGAAGCAAAUCUAUGAACCCAAUCCAGACGGCUCAUAUGUAUACAGCUAUGAAACGUCGAACGGUAUAGCUGCUGAUCAAACGGGCUAUCUUAAAAAUCGCGGAACUAAUUUAGAAGCACAGGUUGUUCAGGGAUCAUAUAGCUACACUGGUCCAGACGGUAUCUUAUACACAAUUAAUUACAUUGCAGACGAGAAUGGGUACCGAGCAUCGGGAGCACAUCUACCAACACCGCCGCCAGUGAAUAUCGGCAGACAAGUGCAACCAGUACCAGUGCAACCAGUACGAUACUUUUAAACUCAAAACAUUUGAAACGCCAACAAAACGGCCAAUUUCAUAUACAAAAUAAUAAUCAAACAUAUCUAUUUACUUUUGGAACUCCUUUUUUUACUAUAAAACUUUGUAAAUUGAAAAUUAAAAUUGUUUCAAAAAAAAAAUCGAAUGAAAAGACGAAUACAGGUGUAAACAACUGUGAUUAAUUCUAAAAUGUGAAAGUUCUUGAUUGAAAUUCAGAUUUUAGUUCGAUUUUGAAGAAGAAACAUUGUCUUUUAUUGGUGUAAAUAAAAUCUUUUUAUAAUGAUAUUCGCAAUAUG